Molecule: messenger RNA, 330 nt
Organism: Prunus armeniaca (apricot)
Lineage: Eukaryota; Viridiplantae; Streptophyta; Magnoliopsida; Rosales; Rosaceae
Source: the annotation of a GenBank genome assembly
AUGCUGCUUGGGUUAUUCCUAAAGGCUGCUUUCAGCUGUUAUCCUACAAGAUUGAUGCACUGGGUAGGGGGAAGAAAGCUAAAGUUCUGUGGGGUUGCUUGGUGCAUGCAGUGUUUUGGAACUUAUGGUUGGAGUGUAACAAAAGAAUUUUUUAGGACUACCAAGGGUGUGGGGAUGGCUGAGAUGUGGUAUAGAGUGAAGUUUUGGGCGGCUUUAUGGGCUUCGGUUACUCCUGUUUUUAAGGAUUUGGCUCUCUUCUAUUAUGCAAGAUUUGUUAGCGGUUGUGAAGUGGUUGCUGUUUACUUUUGUUUUGGUCCUGUGGAUUCCUAA